AUGGCCUCUUCCACGGCCCAUCUGCGAGUGAGUGUUCAAUGUCAAGUCCCUUCCGUCGAGGAACUCGACAAGGCGGCGUCUCGUCGUAGCGACCACAUCAUCGCGGGCUCCUACGCAGUCGUGUCUCCCGAAGAUGGUACAGCCGCGUGGUACCGGUACGGCAUCUUCGUGUCCUCGUUGACGCUGGUCACGCUCGCGAUGGGCUUCGGACUGUCUCACAUGCUGCGGCGGCAGCUGUUCGGCUGCAUGGAUCCCGGCUGCUUCGAGGCGGCCACCACGCUGGGCAGCUCGCUGCAGGAUGCACGUGGCGAUCCCUGCGAGGACUUCUACGGCUUCGUGUGCGGCGGCUGGCAGCGCUCCAAUCCAGUGUUCGCCAAUCACUUCCAGGCCCUUCAGCAGCGCGUGGCCCUGGCAGCCAUCGUCAGUCUAAUGCUGGAGGACGGUGACGGACCCAAGCUGACGCACCGGGUGGCACGCCUCUUCCAGCGCUGCGCGCAGCUGGCGUUCAACGAGCAACACCGACUGGACGAGCUGCGAGCGUUUCUGGCGCGCUUCAACCUCAGCUGGCCCAAGUCACAACCCAGGUCCAAGUUGGAUAUCCUGGACACACUGGUGGCCCUCUCCCUGGACUGGGGCAUACCCGUGUUCUUCCAUCUGAGCGUGGACACGUACUUCAAGCGCCGAGGCCUGCGUGUCCUGCACUUCGGCAGCAACCCGUACAUGCUCGAGUGGUUCAUGGCGCGCAAUACUCUGCAGGAGAAAGGGACACUGCUCGCCUACUUUAACCGAGCCUCGAUCAUACUCAACGGCUCGAACGCAUGUCCGGAAACCGUGGAAAAAGUUCUCAUGCUGGACAACCGAGUGCUGUCCGCAGUAGUGCCAUCGCUGAUGGAUCCACGACCUGACUUUGACAUGGAGUACGUUACCUUCCGUCAGCUGGACUUCAUCACCGGCCCGGAGCUCUCUGCGGCAGAAUGGCUGCAAACUGUAAACCAGCAUCUCCCCAUCGACCUAGGCCUGGACGACGAGAUCUUCGUUGUGAACCGGCGGCUGCUGCAGCUUCUUGCGUGGCUCGUCGCCGGCUUCGAUGACCCCUCCGCGCUGCUCUCGUACAUCACGUGGCACUUGGCGCGGCACCUGGCGCCCAUGACGUCGUACCCGCUGUCGUUCGCCCAGUUCGCUGACGCUGCCAGUACGCCGGGUUCCCGGAGCGCCUACACCGCUACGCUGGGCUACAUGAUCAGCCGCUGCUACGUGGACGCCGACUCCAAGAUGCCGUUCGCCUUUGCGCGCGUCUUCGCGCGGCGCUGGCUGCCGCCGCAAACGGCACAGAACGUGAGCGCCAUGCUCUCUCGCAUCCAGGCGAUGGCCCACGCUACGAUGGCCGCCGUGUCCUGGAUGGAUGAGAAGACCAAACGAGCUGCGUUCGAGAAACUGGCCACGCUGCGCUCCAUCGUCGGCAGUCCCGACAACAUGUCGUCGGACAGUGCCCUGCAGUCGCUGUACCCGUACGUGCCCGACUUGAACGGUUCGUACCUCGAGAUGGCUCUAUCAUUGCACGUCGCGGAGCUGCGUUAUGCCAAGAGGUUUCUGCGCCCAGCCAAUGGGUCGGAGGCAUCGUCCAGCCUACGGGUCAACGUGCCGUUGACUCUGGUCAAUGCCUUUUACCUGCCCGUGUACCACGUGGUGGUCAUACCGGCAGCCAUCCUGUUCCCGCCCUUCUACAUCACUUCGAAUCCGGCGCCGUACAAUUACGGCAGCCUGGGUCACGUAUUGGGCCACGAGUUGACACACGCGUUCGACCCGGACUUGGGCCUGUAUGGCCGCGACGGUCUGCGCCACGACUGGUGGACUCCGGCAUCGCGCAAGAUGUUCGAAGCGAAGCUGGCCUGCCUGCGCCGGCUGUACAACGAGAUACCCUGGUCCGGUGGCGUCAACUUCGGCGACCACGCGCUUUCCGAGAACUUUGCCGACAGUGGUGGCGUGCUCAAGGCGUACCGCGCUUUCAAGGCUGCACCGAAGUUAGGUGCCGGGAACCAGCCAGCCAAAGACCAGGAGUCGCCGGUGCUGUCCCGGUUCAGCGCUGAGCAGCUGUUUUUUGUAAGCAGCUGCUUCAAGUGGUGUUCUCGGGACGAGAAACAGGGCCCCGGUUGGUACUCGCCACCGCGCAUGCGCUGCAAUGUUCCCCUGCUCAACAUGCCCGAGUUCGCCGAGGCGUUUGAGUGUGGUGCAGGAAAGACGAUGAACCCAGCGAUUCGAUGUGACUUUAUGUGACGGCCGUACUUUCAAUCGAUUCAAUUGCGCACGUACCUCGUGCGCCUUAGUAUAGUUAAUUACACGAGCAAUUUCAUUGACGUUUCGUUUAUUGCCUAUAUUCGCACGAAAUCGAAAAUUGUAGAAUCUUGCCGACAACGCUACUUUAUCAUUGUCGUAAUUAUCAUCAUCAUGGCUUUGGAAAUCACGUGAGUAAGCUCCACGUUGAAAGCGGUGCACCGUGGGAUACCUCGUUCUCACAA
Rhipicephalus microplus (southern cattle tick) is the source of this 2516-nucleotide messenger RNA. RefSeq names its product endothelin-converting enzyme 2. Gene Ontology annotation, molecular function: metalloendopeptidase activity. NCBI's taxonomy places the organism in Eukaryota, Metazoa, Arthropoda, Arachnida, Ixodida, Ixodidae. Gene Ontology annotation, cellular component: plasma membrane. Gene Ontology annotation, biological process: protein processing. The record is from RefSeq and is a predicted model, not a curated record.